Molecule: messenger RNA, 1766 nt
Organism: Papaver somniferum (opium poppy)
Lineage: Eukaryota; Viridiplantae; Streptophyta; Magnoliopsida; Ranunculales; Papaveraceae
Exons: 2
Coding region: 457-1002 (181 amino acids)
Source: RefSeq, a predicted model, not a curated record
UCUCCUACAAUCCCUUCUUAAAGAUCGAGGAGAAGAUGUGCGCUCAAAGAAUUCUGAAUGGAAAAAGAAAAACAUGAGGAAAGAGAAAGAACGACUCUCUCUCUAGGCGAUUUCUAUGCGAUUUUUUUAGGGUUUUUCAAUUUUUUUCACGAUGCAGAAAAAUCAACCUUUAUUUCUUGUUAGUGCUAAUGGGAAGAAUUAAGAUUCAAAUGCUACAACUAAUGAGGCUAAAGCAGGGUCUUUUGUUGAUUUGGUUAAGGGCAAAAAACCAUAUAUGUUAACAGAUUCGGAUUUCACAUCUCUUCCUGAUGCUACUAUUUUUUGUGAUGAACUGACAUUGGAUUUACCUCUUGAUUUAACACAAGAGGGGCGGGAUAUGUUUCAAUUUAGUCUUAUUGGGAGACUAAAUUUCAGAGGAUUAUAACUUAAUGAAGUUCAGAGAAUUUUAGAGGAGCAAUGGAAACUUGGAAAUGGGUGCAAGUUGGUUCCAAUGACAAGGGGUUUUUCAUCAUCAAGCUAGCUAAUGCUGAAGAUAAGGAAAGAGUAUGGCAUGGAGAUUCAUGGGUAGUUCAGAAACAAACUCUUAGGGUUCUCAAUUUUUCCACAGUUUUGAUCCAGAACGUCAAAGUACAUCUCAUGCUUCUGUUUGGGGACUAUUCUGAGGAGACUGGGAAUGUUCAAGCUACCCAAAUAAAUGAGCGUAGUACUGUUGAUGCACUUAGGAGUGAAAAUAAGCAUGCUAAAUAUGAUUGGAAAGAAGUGCGAGGUAGAAAGAAAAAUGGGCAGGGUGCUGUUAAUUCAGUGAAUGCCGCUGCAAGUGUAGCUUCUAUGGAUCAGUUUAACAAGGAAAAGCAUGUUGCAGGUGUGGUGGGUGAUGUUUCAACACCUUUGGUGAAUGAUUUGUUCAGGUCUGAACCAAUUUGCUUUACAAAUUUUUUUCAAGUGCUUACUGCUGAACUUGGUAUUAGAGAGGAGGAUGGGAAAGUUAAUAUUAAUGUGUAAACUGAUGAGGAAUCUGAUGUUCAGUAUGUUGGCAACCCUGAAUUAGAGGUUGUUUCUAUGGCAACUGAAGUCAAAAAUUCAAAAGAUUGGGGUUCCAUUUUGGAUGCUAAAACUGAUAGUAGAGAUACAGGUAUAGUUCACUCUGUAGGGGUUGAUAAACAGUUGGCGUUGGAACUGGCUGAAGCUGAAGCAAAAUAUAAUUUGGCCUUGGAUGAAUUGGAAAAAAAAUAAGAAAGCCCUAGCCGACAGUAUGCCUGAGGAAGACAAAACAGAUUUGGAACAAGGUGAAUAUUCUGAUGAUUCAGAAUUUUAUAACGUGGAGUCAGAUAUAAAUCAGGAUAUAGGUGAAGAUAUCCAGGCCAGAAUGAGAGCACAUGAAGCUAAACAGGUUUUGGCUGGGGCGUAAGAAUCAACAAGAAAAUUGCCGGGAUUUGGAGACCUCUCAUGCGCUGAAAAAUUUGGGUACCAAGGCCCAACAGAGAUCACCUAAGACCAAUUAUAGGUCUUCUAUUCUCAAGAGGUGGAGUCCUAUUCUCAAGAUACAGUUAUGAAGAUCACUCCUAAGAAGAAAAAAACGAAAAUAAACAAUUUUGUCUUUUUUUUUAUUUAUUAUUUUGUUGUGAUUUAAGGGUUCUUCAACUCUUAUGUGUUUUUGAGUUUUCAUUUUUCACCCCUUUGGUUUAUGGGGGUGGGGGGCGUGCCCCCAUUUGUAGUUCUUGUAGUUACGUUUUUUUUUUGCUGCAAUAAACCAUUUGGACUUAGCA